GGGGAGGAUGCCGGAAGCUGUGUCUACCCCAUGGGGCUCUUCCCCGCGUUUGGAUGGUUCUCCACGUUGCUUCGGCAUGGAUCAGAGGGACGGGGAGGAAAAGGAGCAUAACCUGGCCCGGCGAGAUGGCAGACAUGUUCCAGGGUGAGCUGAUCCGGGGAAGGGGGUUAAGUUCAAGGCCCUUCCGUCGUCUUUUGGUCCUAAUGCUUGGUCGUCCUUCAACUCAUUCACUCCUCCUAUUUCAACAUCGUUUUUUGCCUCUCGGUCAACCUCAGGUAGAAGCCUCAGAAGACCACGUUACAGCUCUUAAUCCAUCACCGCGUACGCAACACCAUGGACGUGGAGAAAACCGAUCGGUCUUCGGACCAGGUCGAGGACAUUAGCGCCGAGAAGCAGAGCAACCAUGGCGGCAACCUCAUCAUGCCCGCCAGCCUGGCGGCCCUAGGCCAAGAGGAGUAUGAGAAGGUGGGAAAGCGGGCGACAUUGAAGAUGGACAUGGUGAUCAUGCCAAUCAUGGUAAUCAUGUACGUCCUCAACUAUCUCGACCGCCAGAACAUAGCGAGCGCGAAGCUGGCCAACAUCACCACGGACUUGAACCUAAGCGAGGUCGAGUACCAGACCACCGUCAGCAUCCUCUUUGUCGGUUACAUCCUCAUGCAGGUCCCCUCCAACAUGAUCGUCGGCAAGAUCAAGUGGCCCGGCGUGUACAUCUGCGCCGGCAUGGCCGCCUGGGGCAUCAUCUCGACGCUGAUGGCGGUGGUGCACAACUACGAGGGCCUGCUGAUGGCGCGCUUCUUCCUCGGCUUCGUCGAGGCCAUCUUCUUCCCCGGCGCGCUGUACUUCCUCUCGCUGUUCUACAACCGGAAGCAGUUUGCCCUGCGCACCGCCAUCCUCUACUCGGGCUCGCAGCUGGGCAACGCCUUUGGCGGCCUGUUUGCCAUUGGCAUCCUGAACCUGGACGGCGUCAGGGGUCUGGCCGGUUGGCGAUGGCUAUUUCUCGUCGAGGGCGUCAUCACCGUCGGCCUCGCCAUCCCCUUUGCCUGCAUCCUGCCCAACUCCAACAAGAAGAUCCCUACCCUCACGCAGCUCGAGUGCGAGUGGGUGCAGUACAACUUUGCUGCGGACCAGGGCCAGGAGGACGACUCGGGCGAAGUCGCGGCCCUCAAGGGCUUCAUGAUGGCCGUCACGGACCCCAAGACGUGGAUGCUGAUGGGAAUUCUCUACUCGACCUACAUCGUCGGUGCCGUGGCCAACUUCUUCCCUUCCGUCGUCGGCGGCCUCGGCUUCUCCCGCACCAUGACCUACGCCCUCACGGCGCCCCCCUUCAUCCUCUGCGUCUUCACCAUGCUCCUCAACGGCUUCCACUCGGACCGCAAGCAGGAGCGCUACCUGCACAUCGUGGUGCCCCUGGGCGUCACCCUCGUCGCCAACGUCAUCGCCGUCUCGACCAUCAACAUCGCGGCGCGCUACGUGGCCAUGAUGUUGCUGCCGGGGUCCUUCUACGCCGCCGCCGUCGUCGUGCUGUCAUGGAUCAUGGGCAGCCUGUCGCAGCCGUCGGCGAAGCGGGCUUCGGCCAUCGCGCUCAUCAACGCCAUGUGCAACACGCCCAACGUGUGGGGCAGCUACCUGUACUACGGCGCGCCGAGGUACGUCUCGGCCUUCAUCGUCAACAUCGCGGCGACGGGGCUCGCCAUCGCGUUCGCGACAGGGACGAGGAUCUGGCUGCGGAGGGUGAACGCCAAGCUGGACCGCGGCGAGGACACCGGCAAGCAUGGGCCGACGCAGGCGCAGGUUGCCGGGGGUUUCAGAUAUCUCCUCUGAGUGUUGUGUUUUAUGUUUCCCGGGCUGUGAGUGACUCAAGAAUAAUGUCUAGGGGGUUCUUGUUGUGUGUCACUUCCAUCGUCCAUGAGCACAGAGUGUUCACAAAUGAUGAGACUCCAGCCUCUUCCAUAGUCUGAAAAGUGUAAUAAAAUUUUGAC
This is a messenger RNA of Colletotrichum destructivum, 1979 nucleotides long. RefSeq names its product Putative major facilitator superfamily, MFS transporter superfamily. Bases 334 to 1821 code for a protein of 495 amino acids. Gene Ontology annotation, molecular function: transmembrane transporter activity. Gene Ontology annotation, biological process: transmembrane transport. Gene Ontology annotation, cellular component: membrane. The record is from RefSeq and is a predicted model, not a curated record. The transcript has 5 exons. Lineage: Eukaryota; Fungi; Ascomycota; Sordariomycetes; Glomerellales; Glomerellaceae.